AUGACUAAAAAACGAAUUGGCAUCUAUGGAAUCAACUGUGCAGGAAAAACAACUGUACUCAAUGGCUUAAAAGAAACUUUUGAACAUGUUUACGAAGGAUCGGAACUUGUCACUCGCAAUAUUACCCUUGAGAAAUUCAAAAAACUCGAUUCCGAAAGUAAAACAAGUCUUCGUAUAGAGGCCAUCAAACGAUUGAGAGAAAUUACCGACGACGCUAUUGUCACCGGUCAUUUUAGUUUUGCAAAAGUAUCACCUUCAAAUGAGGUAUAUUUCGAACCAGUCAUGACUGAUGCGGAUCGUAAUUAUUAUACGGACAUUAUUUACAUCGAUAUUUCACCAGGUGAUGUUUAUUGUCGACUCCAAAAAGAUGCAAAACGACGAGCAGAUCGUCCUCUUAUGACAGUUGAGCAAAUCAAACAAUGGCUAGAUUACGAGAAGAAAGAACUGGUAUCAAACUGCAUUGAGUCUGGCAUAAUAUUUCAUAAAUUCUGUCCUUUAUCUGAUAAGAACGCCAAUCUAGAAAUUUUAAUAAAACUCAUUAGGGACAUUCGUAGACAAACUGAAACCAAUAACGAGAUCAACAUUAAGGAGGCAAUCAAGAAGUUGACCUCUAAUUUAAAUAUAAAACCAAAAGUAUUUUUAUUACUUGAUGCAGAUCGGACGCUUAGUAAGAAUGAUACGGGAAUAUUAUUUUGGGAAAAGUACCAUGCAUCCACGAACGCCAAUGUCGAUGACUUUAGAGAAAACUUUAGGAAACAUGGACAUACUUAUUCCGCAUUCUUGCAAGCCGCUUGCAAGUAUUCCAGCUUAGAUGACCGUUUAUAUAAGUACCUUUGCAAAAAAGUUGUCGAAGAGACAGAAUUGCAUCCUGAGUUUAUCGGUUUUCUCAAAUCUGUUCUUGCCUCACCUUCGAGCUGCGUAGUCCCAAUUGUUAUUCUUUCGGGUAUAGUAAAUGUUUGGCAAACUUUACUUGAGCGCCACUUUGGCAAUAAAAUUCCUUUACUUGGAGGUAAUCUAUCUCCAAGUGGCGAAGAAUAUAUAAUGGAUGUUAAAUCUAAAGCACUAUGUGUAGAAAUAUUGAAGGACCUUUAUCCAGAUUCUAAGAUAAUGGCAUUCGGAGAUAGUGAAGUUGAUUUAGAAAUGUUAGCAUCAGCAGAUGAAAGUUUUUUGGUUGUGGAUUAUACUAAUAACAAAGCUCUAAGAAAGAGACUCAAUGAACAGAAAUACUCGUACUUAAAGAAAAAGCUGAAAAAGAUUUCAUUCCCAAAAAUAACGAAUGGACUGUAUGAUGAAAACGACGAAAUUCCCGCCAUCUCACUCGAAUCUAUCCUAUUUAAUCUAAUUUACCCGGCAAAUAUUUCCGAGUAUACUUUUUCGCACGCAUCAAGUCUUAUUGCAACUGCUUCGCGACGCAAAGAAAUCUGCGGCCUUGAGCUUUGUAAUAUACACGAAAAUAUCGGAUAUUUCAUGGCUAGUAAAGUUGUGGAAGACCUCAAAAUUAUCUCUGUAUCAAUAGAUCAUGUGCAAGGUCAUUCUGUGACAAACGGAUUCGCGUUAGAAAACGAGGUAGCAACCGGAAUCGUGGCAAUGAUGCGCGCAGGUGAACACAUGGCCAAGGGUGUUUGGAAAUUUAUGCCGAAUGUAUCAUUCAUUCACUAUAAAGAAAACAGUGAUUUGGAUAAGUACAUGGGUCACCUAGAGAGAAUAUUCGUUGUAGAUUUUGUAAUUAAUGAGGGAAAUACUAUGCGAGAUAUCCUGAAUUAUUUAAUUCGAAUUCAUCGAUUUAGUGGAAAGAUCAUUGUUAUUACUGGCGUAAUACAAGAUGUCACGGCCCGAAAAUUACCAUUAGAGUAUCCUGAGGUCUUAUUUUAUGCGUUAAGAACAUCCAUGAACAAAUAUAAAGGAGUUGGUGCGACUGAUACUGGUCAUCGACUUUAUAAUACUACUGUUGUUGAUUAG
Molecule: messenger RNA, 1959 nt
Organism: Ambispora leptoticha
Lineage: Eukaryota; Fungi; Glomeromycota; Glomeromycetes; Archaeosporales; Ambisporaceae
Source: the annotation of a GenBank genome assembly